GUAGGUCUCCACUCUCGCUUCCCAGCUCUCAGACGGUUCUUGGAGCACUGGCAAAGUCAAGUGAAAAUGAGACGCCACUUCCUCUGUAUACUAGGAGGAAAGUCAACAAUGGCCUCUCCAAGGAAGGUAACUGAGAAGAGGCAUAACCCAGUGGAAAGCAUUUGUAGAAAGAUCAGAGCCAUUCACAAGAGAGAAGCAAUUUCAGAUCCAAUUCAGCAGAUUAUCAAAUACCAAUCUAGCAGUUUUGAUAGCCCACAGACCAACACCAAGAAAGAUUUUGAAGAGGUACUGAGGAAAAUGACUGCUGCUUGUGUUCCUACGCCCGACUGUCAUUGGUCAAGUUCUGAGGAAGUCGAUGCCUUCAUUUCAUCGCCUCAAAUAAUAUCUCCAAGAACCCCAUCCACCGCUCACCUCAGCUCCCCUGAGACUGCUACAUACUCUUUUAUUCUCACAAAUUCUGAAAACGUCUCAAAGCCGAAGUCACAGAGCAACAAGAAUUAUACAUCUUUGAUGUCACAGAUCAGAAAAGCAGAGUUUUUCUCCAACAAGGAUUUUAAUAACUAUUGUAGUGAAAAUAAUUUUAGUACCUUAACACUUGACUUUGAUUCCACCUUUGUUCAAAGCUUGAAGUAUUUUGAUCCUCAGGAUUCAGUGGUAAAAAAAUUAUCUCUGAAUGAAGAUGGAUGGAAACAAGAAGCUGAUGAUGGUAAAGAAGAUGCAACAUACAGCAUCAACAGGGCCUGUGAAGAAGAGGCACUCACAAGUAUUUUUAAUGCAUGUGACGUAAAACAGAAAGAACUGAUCUGCUCUUCUUUUUCCAAAGGCUCAGUAGGAGUGGCCAAAAUAAUCGAUUUCCUGAGACAAACAACUAGCCAAAAUUCUGAAGACAGUGGCCUUGAGCAGUUGUGGAACAUGCUUGAUCCUGAGAAGAGAGACCCACAUGUGGACCUGGAAACUUUCCAGGCCAUGAUGAAAGAAUGGAUGGCUUACUGUGGAAACAAAUGGGAAGGAGUGAAUCAUAGAUUAAGCAGCACCACUGAUGAUUCUGUUUUUGAACAGGAUGGCAUAAAAUCAGAUAGAACAUUGAAGAUGAGCACAGAUAUAACAGAUUCCACGUCAGGGAGCUUCGAGGCCUUGGGAGGAGAAGCAUCUAAAGGAGUCUUAGUGGUGUCUGAUUUGAUUGCCUACGUAGCAGACCUUCAUUUCAACAAACGAAAACUUGAAGAAGAAAAUAAUAAGUUGAAGUUGGCUUUAGAAACCCUGGAAGAAACUAACAGCCAGUUAUCAGAGGACUGUACCAAAUUGCGCCUUCAGGUAAAAAGUGCCCACCAGGCUAUUAUGAGAACAAAGCUGUUAAAAGAAGAACUGGAGGAACUGAAACUUAGUAUGAAUGCUUCAGAAGAGCAGAAGAGCAUGAUUGUAGCCCAGAGCAAACAAUUAGAGACAGAAAACCGGGCUCUGAUUCUUAAGAUUCGGAUUCUACAGGAAGAGAAUAUCAAGAACAUCAUGGAUAUAGACAGACUAGAAAAGAAGAUUGAAGACUUGUCUAAAACUGAGACAGAACACCAAAUGCAGUUACACACAUAUGAGAACACUUUGCUUAAUAAAGAUACAAGUUUGCAGAAGAAAGGCUUAUAUAUAGAAGAACUUAAAUCAACCAUCAUAGAAUAUGGAAGCAUUAUAGAGAAUUUACGAGGGGAAAAAAAUAAACUGGCUGAUGAGUUACAGCACUUGCAACAGGAACUCAUCACAAAUGGGAUCCAGUUGAAUGUUAAUGGAGAGUGUUACAGUAUCAUCUCUGAAGGAGAGAAGUCUUUACAUUACGAACUCGCUCUUGCUCAGUCUGCAGAGAACACUGAAACUGAAAGGCAGCACAGUGUAAUCAACUUGUCAUCUCUGGACGCCAUGAUGGAUCAGGAAAUGCUGCUGUUACCAAGACAGCCUGAGCAGAAGGCAGUGGAAUUCACAGCCACGCUUCAGAAGCUGCACGAAGAAAUUUCUAAAAUUGCAACCCUCAUUGAAAACUCUCGACGGUGGGUAACUAAUCCAGAAAUUACUGUGAAAGAAAAGUGGGAGGAGCAGCUUACUGAAUUCAACAAUAUCAUGGAAGAGAAGCUAGAUCUUUGCAUAUUAAUGCUGAACAUCUUGGGAAACCACAAAGAAUCUCUUGAUAAAGAAUUUGCCAAAUUAAUAGCGAUUUUGAAGAGAUUCAGGCAGGAAUAUUUUUAUUUCAGAAAAGAAUUUCUUACCAGUCAGAAACAACUAGAAGCCAUUAAACAACUACAGGAAGAUGCUGCCAACCAGGAAGGCAUCCUUAGGAAGAGGCUCCAAGAAACCAGCCAACAGCUGGAGGAUGCACAGGAGCAGGGUAAGGAUCGAGAUCAAGAAGCCCACUCUGCCAGUGAAAAAGCUACGUCUUUACUGCAUAAAUUAGAGGAAGCAAUUUCGGAACAACGGAACCUUCAAACUAUAAAUACUGAAUUAUCGAACACUUGCCAGGCACUUCAGCAGAAGACAAGGAAACUGAAGACAACAAUUGAGUCACUUCAAAAGAAGUUAAUUGAAGGGGAACACCGUGGCUUGCUGUUUCAGAGCUUUUUAGAUGAGGAAUAUCCUCACUAUGAUUCCCUGUCCUGCACAGAAGCAAUUCAACAACCUCUUCAAGAAAAAUUGAAGCAGUGUUGCCACAAACUAUAUGGUGGUCAAGAAGCAAGAAUACAUCAGACACCCCUGACCUUGAAACAUACGUGCUGGUACACACCUCUGCUGGAUGCCUUAUCUCUGGAUAGUUUUACAGCAGUUCCAACCCUGGAAUCAACACCUUUCUCAGGUGUAGCCAACCAAAUCCACACUCUGUGUGAAAGGCCCACAUAUGGAGAAGUAAAGGAUUGUGCUUUGGAUGUAACAAGACAAUACAAGUGCCCAGGCCCCACAAGUGGCCCCAACCCAGGAACAAAUCUCUCAGGCUGCAUCAGGAUGAAUGAUGACCCAAGUAUGGAAGAGAAUGGUGUUGAACGCGUGUGUUCUGAGAGCCUGCUGCAGUCCAGGGAAUAUUCCUCACUACCAUUACCCAGGCACACUUCAUCGACAGACAAUACUAUAACUUCAAGUGAUCCUGGAUUAGAAAUUCUGAAUAUGGCUUCUUGUGACCUUGACAGUAACUCGCUCUGUAAGAAAGAGGAGGAUACGGGAUCAGCUUCUCCCAUGAUAGAGGCCCAAGGCACAAGUCCAGCUCAUGAUAAUAUUGCAUUCCAAGACUCUCCAAGUAAGGAUAAAACCAUAUUAAAUCUGGAAGCCAAAGAGGAACCAGAAACAAUAGAAGAACAUAAAAAAGAACAUUCUUCAGGAGACUCUGUGGUUUCCCCUCUUCCUGUAACCACUGUGAAAUCGGUUAACUUUAGACAAAGUGAGAACACUUCUGCUAAUGAGAAGGAGGUGGAGGCAGAAUUUCUCAGAUUAUCUUUGGGAUUUAAGUGUGACUGGUUUACCUUGGAGAAGAGAGUGAAGCUUGAAGAGAGGUCCCGUGACUUGGCAGAAGAAAAUUUGAAGAAAGAAAUCACUAACUGUUUAAAACUAUUAGAGUCUUUAACACCUCUGUGUGAAGAUGACAACCAGGCACAGGAAAUCAUUAACAAGCUGGAGAAGAGUAUAAAGUUUCUUAGCCAGUGCACAACACGAGUGGCCAGUAGGGCUGAGAUGUUGGGAGCCAUCAAUCAGGAAAGCCGGGUCAGUAAAGCAGUUGAAGUGAUGAUUCAGCAUGUAGAAAACUUGAAGAGGAUGUAUGCCAAAGAGCAUGCUGAAUUAGAAGAACUGAAACAGGUUCUUCUGCAGAAUGAAAGGUCUUUCAAUCCUCUUGAAGAUGACGAUGACUGCCAAAUUAAAAAACGUUCAGCUUCUCUAAACUCCAAGCCAUCUUCUCUUCGAAGAGUGACUAUUGCCUCUUUACCCAGAAAUAUUGGAAAUGCAGGAAUGGUGGCUGGGAUGGAAAAUAAUGAUCGAUUCAGUAGGAGGUCAAGCAGUUGGCGUAUUUUGGGGUCAAAGCAGAGUGAACACCGUCCCUCAUUACCUCGAUUUAUUAGCACCUAUUCCUGGGCAGAUGCUGAAGAAGAAAAAUGUGAACUAAAAACUAAAGAUGACUCAGAGCCACCCGGAGAAGAAAUAGUAGAAAGGACAAGGAAGCCAAGUCUUUCUGAAAAGAAAAAUAAUCCAUCAAAGUGGGAUGUCUCUUCAGUUUAUGACACAAUAGCUUCCUGGGCAACAAAUCUCAAGUCCUCCAUCAGAAAGGCUAAUAAGGCCCUCUGGCUCUCUAUUGCAUUCAUUGUACUGUUUGCAGCUUUGAUGAGCUUCCUCACAGGCCGAUUAUUCCAGAAGUCUGUGGAUGCCGCUCCCACACAGGAAGAGGACUCAUGGACGUCUCUAGAACAUAUCUUGUGGCCAUUUGCCAGACUCCGACACAAUGGGCCACCACCAGUGUGAUAGCAGGACAUCCUAAUAUAUGGAUCUUGAUUUUUAAGUUUCAGUAUCUGAACUUCGUAAAUUAGUAACUUUUAGCUGGGAAAGUAUGCAUGAAACCAGAGGUUCUCAGAAUGACUGGAAGAUAUCUUACAUGUCCUCUUUUUGCCUUUAUCUCCCCAACUAAAAUACAAUGGGGAAGUCUGCCUAUGAGCUUUUUAAGGAAGAAAUAUUAUAUAUUGUUUGUUAAAGUUUAUUGAAAUAAAGAAUCAUUUAAAUCUUCA
This is a messenger RNA of Symphalangus syndactylus (siamang), 4736 nucleotides long. RefSeq names its product inositol 1,4,5-triphosphate receptor associated 2 (gene IRAG2). NCBI's taxonomy places the organism in Eukaryota, Metazoa, Chordata, Mammalia, Primates, Hylobatidae. The record is from RefSeq and is a predicted model, not a curated record. Gene Ontology annotation, cellular component: endoplasmic reticulum membrane.